This is a messenger RNA of Lycium ferocissimum, 1623 nucleotides long. RefSeq names its product proline iminopeptidase. Lineage: Eukaryota; Viridiplantae; Streptophyta; Magnoliopsida; Solanales; Solanaceae. The record is from RefSeq and is a predicted model, not a curated record. Gene Ontology annotation, biological process: proteolysis. Gene Ontology annotation, molecular function: aminopeptidase activity. The transcript is spliced from 11 exons. Gene Ontology annotation, cellular component: cytoplasm. Bases 81 to 1274 code for a protein of 397 amino acids.
GCAUUUUUGUCAUUUAGUGUGUAAAGAGAUGACAUUUGCCCUCGGUUGUAGGAAAACCAAGUGAUUGAGGAAAUUAGGGAAUGAAGGUAUCAGGUGCUAUGGGGGCUCCCUCGUUAUUUCCUCCGUGCAAUUUCGGUCAAUUGGCUGCUGCCUCUUCGUCUACUUCACUACAACCCCCAAGGCCAAGGCCAAGGCCAAGGCUUCCUCCUUCCAUCUUCCUCAACCCCAUCUCAGGGAGGAACAAGUUAUUCUUACGUGCUGAAAAUCUUCGCGUGGAACAAAUGGAUUUGAAGAAAGAAUUUCCUGAAUUGAACAAGAAUUUAUACCCCUCUAUAGAGCCAUAUUCUACUGCGUUUUUUAAAGUUUCGGACCUUCAUACUAUAUACUGGGAACAGUCUGGAAAUCCUAAUGGCCAUCCAGUAGUGUUUCUCCAUGGAGGCCCUGGAGGUGGGACUUCACCCAAUAACAGGAGGUUCUUUGAUCCUGUCUUCUACCGAAUCAUUCUAUUUGAUCAGAGAGGUGCAGGUAAAAGUAAGCCUCAUGCGUGCGUGGAGGAGAACACAACAUGGGAUCUCGUUGGGGAUAUUGAAAAAUUAAGAGAGCACUUAAAGAUUCCGGAAUGGCAGGUAUUUGGUGGCUCAUGGGGAAGCACUCUCGCUCUUACAUACAGCAUGUCACAUCCUGACAAGGUUACUGGUAUCAUUCUUAGAGGGAUAUUUUUGUUGCGGAAGAAAGAAAUUGAUUGGUUUUAUGAGGGUGGAGCUGCUGCAAUAUACCCUGAUGCUUGGGAGCCAUUCAGAGAUCUGAUUCCAGAGGAAGAAAGGAAGUGUUUUGUUGAGGCUUACCACAAGAGAUUAAAUUCCAAUAACCUAGAAACACAGUAUGCAGCAGCUAGGGCAUGGACUAAAUGGGAAAUGAUGACCACUCAUCUUCUCCCUAAUGAAGAGAACAUAAAGAGAGGAGAUGAUGAUGAUUUCUCCUUGGCAUUUGCAAGGAUUGAGAACCACUACUUUAUCAACAAGGGAUUCUUCUCUUCAGAUUCUUUCCUUCUAGAUAAUGUUGAAAAGAUAAAGCAUAUCAAAACAAUAAUUGUUCAGGGAAGGUAUGAUGUUUGCUGUCCAAUGAUGUCAGCAUGGGAUCUUCAUAAAGCUUGGCCAGAGGCAGAGUUAAUAAUUGUCCCAGGAGCAGGUCAUUCGGCAAAUGAACCAGGAAUAGCAGCAGAACUUGUUGCGGCUAAUGAAAAAAUGAAAAACAUCCUUAAUGGAGCUUUGUGAGUGGUCAUUGAAUUUACAGCUCUUUGCUCCAUUGAAGCAUUAGACGUUGGCAUCGAUGUUUGUGAGAGGAUGAAUAAUAAUGCAUGAGAGUUGGUAUUUUAGAUGCUUUGUAGUCCAGUAUUCUAGCUUUGCAUCUCUUAGUCGAUGAACUAAGAGCACCACACAUGUGGAAGAAAAAAAGUUUGCCUAAAAACAAUGCCGUGAGUUCUCUCCCUUUUUAUGUACGGCUAUUGUACGAGGCUAAUUGGAAGAGUUCAUUUGUGACAUCAUAUGUAAAUUGUAGGUGCAGCUAAAGUCUUGCACCAUUUAUUAAAGAUGUGCUAUUUCAUGUGAGGAAUAUUAUUGAGAA